GCGAGACCCGCGGUUUUCGGUUGCAGCGGGAAUCUGACCACUUGCUUCCUGACUCAGACCCCGUGCUCUUAAUUCCUAUGCCGAUUGGCCAGAAUUAAAUAAGAGAGUCUCUGCAAAGGGCCUUUAUAGUGCCUGCUUUGUGCUCAGUGUGUGACCUCUGACUGUAGCGUCAGUGUAGAGCACUGCUGAGGCGGACUCCACCUGGAAUGAGCUGUGGGUGACUUGUAGCUUCACUCAUAACCAGCUGUGUCAUCUCCUGUCCAACUAACAUGCAGGCCUCCAGCGCUCGAUCUGUGCAUCUGAGUGAGUGGCAGAAGAAUUACUUCACAGUUGUGUCUGGCACAUGUACCUCAGGGCAGAAGGCAGACGCCUACCGGGCACAGAUCCUGCGUAUUCAGUAUGCACGGGCAAACUCUGAGAUCUCCCAGACCGCCAGUGCUAAUCUGUUCAAAAGGUAUGCAGAAAAGUAUUCUGCCAUUCUUGAUUCUGACAGUGUUGCAAGUGGCUUGAAUAACUAUGCAGGAAACAUUUUAGCUUUGGCAAAAUCUCAGCAGACGGAUAGUGACAAGUGGCAGUCUGGAUUGUCCGUAAGUAAUGUUUUCAAGAUCAGUAGCGUGCAAAAGAUGAUGCACGCAGGCAAAAAGUUGAGAGAGCCACUACCAGAGCCCUCUGGUGGCUCAGUGGGCAACUGGGGAAAGACCACUGACCUUGAUCUUCCUACGGUUAGUGUUGGUGGAAAUUCGGGAGAUAGUGACCUAUUACCCAGCUCAGUGGAUGACACUCAGUGGCUCCAAGGCAUGCCAGAGAACAGUGUGGAAUCUCCUGAGGCUCAGAGUGCCCUUCCGUCUGUGGUGAUGAACACCACUGCAAAAUUCCCCGCCACACCAUUAUUUGGGAAUAUCAAAAAGGAAAAUUCUAGUCCUACUGAAGGCAACACAGGACUAAAUAAAUUCUCAUCCAGCCCGUCUUAUUUUCCUUCUGGCUGUGAAAAUCUACAGGAAAGGAAGGCUUUUCAUGGUUUUGAUACCAUUGAUAAACAAAUACCAAAUAAGGCUUUUAGCAAAACAAAAGGUAAUAACCAAAGGGAAGACAAUAGCCUGCCUUCAUUCAAAACUGCAAAAGAACAGUUAUGGGCAAAUCAGAAGAAAAAAUGCCCCCAACGCCAGCAUACAUCAGGGUCUUCCUGUUGUGUGAAAAAGUCUCUGGGAGCUGGUAAGUCUCGAGGGAUAUUUGGAAAGUUUGUUCCUCCUGUACCCAAGCAAGAUGGAGGGGAGCAAAGUGAAGUUCGGUAUAAGUCUACUGGGGCAGGGCCUAUUGCAGCAACACAUCCUGUUGACAGCCGUCUGAAGAACCUGGAGCCAAAGAUGAUUGAACUCAUUAUGAAUGAGAUCAUGGAUCAUGGGCCUCCAGUACAUUGGGAAGAUAUUGCAGGAGUAGAAUUUGCAAAAGCCACAAUAAAGGAAAUAGUUGUGUGGCCCAUGAUGAGGCCAGACAUCUUUACUGGGUUGCGAGGACCCCCUAAGGGAAUUUUGCUCUUUGGCCCUCCGGGGACUGGUAAAACGCUGAUCGGCAAGUGCAUUGCUAGCCAGUCUGGGGCAACAUUCUUCAGCAUCUCUGCUUCAUCCUUGACAUCGAAAUGGGUAGGGGAAGGGGAGAAAAUGGUCCGUGCAUUGUUUGCUGUUGCAAGGUGUCAGCAGCCAGCUGUGAUAUUUAUUGAUGAAAUAGAUUCCCUGCUGUCUCAAAGAGCAGAUGGUGAACAUGAAUCUUCUAGAAGGAUAAAAACUGAAUUCUUAGUUCAGUUAGAUGGAGCAACCACGUCUUCUGAAGACCGUAUUCUAGUGAUUGGAGCCACAAAUCGGCCACAAGAGAUUGACGAAGCUGCCCGGAGAAGAUUGGUGAAAAGGCUUUAUAUUCCCCUCCCAGAUGCUUCAGCCAGGAAACAGAUAGUGGUUAAACUGAUGUCCAAAGAGCCAUGUCACCUCAGUGAGGAAGAAACUGAACUGGUAGUUCAGCAGUCUGCUGGGUUCUCCGGAGCAGACAUGACUCAGCUUUGCAGAGAGGCUUCUCUCGGUCCUAUCCGCAGCUUGGACACUGCUGACAUUGCUACCAUAACCCCAGACCAGGUUCGACCAAUCACCUAUAUUGAUUUUGAAAAUGCUCUUAGGACUGUGCGGCCUAGUGUGUCUCCAAAAGAUUUAGAGCUUUAUGAAAACUGGGACAAAACAUUUGGUUGUGGAAAGUGAGCAGGACAGAUGUUGUUGUGUUACUGUUUUUUAUCUUUUAGCAUCUGAAACUGGGGAUGUUACUAAUUGGUAAGAUCUUAAAUCUUCUAAACUCCAGGCUCCAAUGUUACUAUUUUUACUUUGCCUUUCAGUUAUAAGUUGAAAUAUAAGUUCAUUUAAGUAGAAUUACAAUGCCUGUUUUGUUUUUCAGGAGCCUUUUGAAGAUGUAUAAUAAGAAUAGUGAGCUCAAAUUGAAACUUUAGUCUGAUUGCAUUUGCAUAUGACAGUGUCUGAUACCUGUUCUUUCUUUUGAUUUUUCAAGGUAAGGUCUUGCUCUAGCCCAGACUGAUGUGGAAUUCACUAUGUAUUCUCAGGGUGUCCUCUAUCUCACAGGAUUCUUCUACCUCUUGUCCCAAGUGCUGGGAUUAAAGGCGUGUGCCUCCAGACCCAGUGAUUUGUGUUCUUUUAUUGAAGAAAGUUUCUUGUAAAAGAAGACAUCAGUGUAUUAUAGUUUACAUCUGAAACAGCCUUACUUACUAUUGUUUAGAAAGAUUUAGGAUCUCACCAGAAACUAAACUAUAUAAAUUUUCUUUUGCUGGUUUGUAAUCUCUUUUGUGGUUUUUGUUCUAUACCAACUAAUAAAAACAUGUUCAGAAAUA
Jaculus jaculus (lesser Egyptian jerboa) is the source of this 2881-nucleotide messenger RNA. It is a transcript of the gene Fignl1, whose product is annotated as fidgetin like 1. NCBI's taxonomy places the organism in Eukaryota, Metazoa, Chordata, Mammalia, Rodentia, Dipodidae. The record is from RefSeq and is a predicted model, not a curated record. The transcript has 5 exons. Gene Ontology annotation, molecular function: ATP hydrolysis activity; microtubule severing ATPase activity; ATP binding. Bases 270 to 2243 code for a protein of 657 amino acids.